Medicago truncatula (barrel medic) is the source of this 4256-nucleotide messenger RNA. Its product is annotated as putative disease resistance RPP13-like protein 1. Bases 215 to 3964 code for a protein of 1249 amino acids. Gene Ontology annotation, molecular function: ADP binding. The transcript has a single exon. Lineage: Eukaryota; Viridiplantae; Streptophyta; Magnoliopsida; Fabales; Fabaceae. The record is from RefSeq and is a predicted model, not a curated record.
AUUUGCUACUUUUUUGUUUCAUUGACUUUAGAUCAACUCUCACUGUCAAUUAGAGUGACUAUGCUCAAUAAGAAAGCAACCUUUAGCAAUUUAUUUGACUUCACAUAAACAACCUUUGCUAGAAGGAAACAUAGUUUAUUUCCACACUGAUUUUCUUGUUAGCCAAUUUCUACUUUGUCAUCAUCCUAUUGAACCAAAGAAAAAACAUACAUACAUGGCUGCUGCAUUUGUAGGAGAAGCAUUCCUUUCGGCUUCGGUAGAGGUGCUAUUAAACAAGAUCGUUUCCAAAGAGUUUUUAAAUUUCUUUCAUAGCAAGGAACUUGAUGUUUCACUCCUCAAAAAGCUGAAAAUAACACUGUUAAGUCUUCAAGCUGUGUUGAAUGAUGCUGAGGAGAAGCAAAUCACCAACCCUGCUGUCAAAGAAUGGCUGGAUGAGCUCACACAUGUUGUUUUUGAUGCUGAUGAUUUGCUUGAUGAGAUCAACACUGAGGCUUUGCGGUGGAAAAUCGAAGGUUGCCCUCAAAGUCAAACCAUCAUUGAUCAGGUCAUAUAUCUUUACUCUUCUCCUUUUAAACGGUUUCCGGAAGCUAUCUAUUCUAGAAUACAUGAAUUGUUUCAAAGAUUAGAGCAUUUUGCAUUGCAAAAAGACAUCCUGCAACUUAAACAAGGUGUUUCCAAUAGUAUUUGGUAUGGAAAUCCUACAAGUUCUGUUGUUGUUGAUGAAUCUUCUAUUUGUGGUAGAGAUGAUGAAAAGAAGAAACUUAAAGAGUUUUUGCUUUUAGAAGAUGGUAGUGUAAGUGGAAGUAAAAUAGGAGUGAUUUCCAUUGUAGGCAUGGGAGGGCUUGGAAAAACAACACUAGCUAAACUCCUUUUCAAUGAUCAUGAAGUAGAAGACAAUUUUGAUCUUAAAGCUUGGGCAUAUAUUUCAAAGGAUUUUGAUGUUUGUAGGGUUACUAAAGUAAUUCUUGAAUCUAUUACUUUUAAACCUGUAGACACAAAUAACCUCAACAUUCUACAAGUGGAAUUGCAACAAAGCUUAAGAAAUAGGAGAUUUUUACUUGUACUAGAUGAUAUUUGGGAUGGAAGCUAUGUUGAUUGGAAUAAUCUAAUGGACAUUUUUAGUGCUGGUGAAAAGGGAAGUAGAAUCAUUGUCACGACACGAGAUGAAAGUGUUGCAAGGUCUAUGCAAACCUCUUUUCCUAUCUACCAUUUGCUGCCUUUGGCGAGUGAAGAUUGCUGGUCUUUACUUGCCAAACAUGCAUUUGGACCAUAUAAUUGCAGAAACCGGUCGAACCUAGAAUUUAUUGGCAAAGAAAUUGUGAAAAAGUGUGAUGGCUUACCAAUAGCAGCAGUAGCACUAGGCGGUCUUCUUCGAUCCGAGUUAUCAGAAAAUCGCUGGAACAAGGUAUUAAAAAGCAACAUUUGGGAUUUAUCAAAUGUUAAGGUGCUUCCGGCUUUGCUAUUGAGUUAUAAUCAUCUACCUUCUCCUUUAAAGCAAUGUUUCACUUAUUGUUCGAUUUUUCCUAAGAACUUCAUCUUUGAAAAACAGAUGGUAGUUCAGCUGUGGAUUGCAGAAGGCUUUGUACACCAGUCCAAAAGUAGAAAAACUAUGGAAGAAGUGGCUGAUGAAUACUUUGAUGAACUAGUAUCGAGGUCACUUAUACAUCGAUGGUCAGUCAAUGAUUGUGUACACUACAAAAUGCAUGACCUCAUUAAUGAUUUAGCUACAAUGGUUUCAUCUUCAUACUGUAUCAGGUAUGGCGACCGAAAGUUACAAGAAAGUGUCGAAAGAGUACGUCAUUUGUCAUACAACAAAGGCAAGUAUGACUCUUUCAAUAAAUUUGACAGCCUCUAUGAAUCAAAACGCCUUCGAACAUUCAUAUCGUUACCAGUAAGACUAGAGUGGCUACCAGACCAACAUUAUGCUAAAUAUUUCUUAUCAAACAAGGUUUUACAUGACUUGUUAUCAGAAAUACGACCUCUACGGGUAUUGUCCUUGUCAUACUACCUUAAUAUCACCGAUCUGCCUCAAUAUCUUGGAAACUUGAUUCAUCUCCGAUAUCUGGAUCUUUCCAACACUAAAAUUCAAAGGUUGCCAUAUGAAACAUGCAAGCUCUACAAUUUGCAGACUUUGUUGUUGUCCAGAUGUUGGUUACUAAUUGAAUUGCCUGAGGAUAUGGGAAAUUUGAUCAAUCUAAGACACCUUGAUAUUUGUGGCACAAACUUGAAGUACAUGCCUUCACAAAUAGCCAAACUACAAAAUCUUCAAACUUUGUCUGCCUUUAUUGUCAGCAAAUCGCAAGAAGGUUUGAAGGUUGGAGAGCUAAAAAACUUCACCAAUCUACAAGGUAAACUUUCCCUUUCAAAACUACAAAAUGUUACUGAUCCCUUUGAAGCUUUUCAAGCCAAUUUGAAAAGCAAAGAAAAAGUCGAUGAGUUAUCGUUAGAAUGGGAUUAUGGUGCUACUUUAGAUACACAAAUUGAAAGACUUGUACUUGAACAGCUACAACCUCCUUCAAGUUUGAAGAAACUAACCAUAAAAUCCUACGGUGGAACUAGCUUUCCGAAUUGGUUUGGUGAUUCUUCAUUUGCUCAUAUGGUGUACUUGUGCAUAAGUGAUUGCGAUCAUUGUUGGUCACUUCCACCACUUGGACAACUACUUGGUCUCAGGGAACUAUACAUUUCUGGUAUGAAAUCAGUGAAGAUUGUUGGUGCUGAAUUCUAUGGAAGUAGUUCUAGUUCCUCUUUAUUUCAACCAUUUCCCUCCUUGCAGGUUUUGCGCUUCAGGGAUAUGCCAGAGUGGGAGGACUGGAACUUGAUUGGAGAUACAACAACAGAUUUUCCAAAUUUGUUACAUCUAUCUCUAAAGGAUUGUCCAAAACUUAAAGGAACCUUACCUAUAAACCAAAUUUCCUCAACUUUUGAAUUAUCUGGCUGUCCUCUAUUGUUUCCUAACUCAAUGUUAUACUUCACAGAAAACAUACCAACAAACUUUCAUUCAUCACUUGUGCUCAACUGCACCAACUUGAUCCUAGACUUAACCCUCUCGAGAAUUCCUUCCUCGGCUUCAUUCCCUAGAGACGGUCUACCUACAACUUUGCGGUCACUCACUUUACGUGAUUGUGAGAAUCUAGAAUUCCUUCCUCAUGAAUCUUUGUGUAAUUACAAAUCACUUGAGGAAUUGGAAAUACACAAUAGUUGUCAUUCAUUGACAUCUUUUACUCUAGGCUCUCUUCCUGUGCUCAAAAGUCUUAGAAUUAUGCGUUGUGAACAUCUGAAACUCAUUUCAAUUGCGGAAAAUCCAACACAAAGUCUCUUGUUUCUUCAGUAUUUGAGCAUACAUUCUUGUUCUGAACUUGAGUCGUUUUCCACAAAUGAAUUUAGUGCACCUAAUCUUACCUAUUUGAAUGUGUCAAUGUGUGACAAGCUUAAUUCACUUCCAGAACCAAUCAAUAUUUUCACUGGCCUAAAAGGAUUAACUAUUCAAAAUCUUCCAAAUCUUGUGUCUUUUGCAAAUGAAGGUUUACCUAUCAAUUUACGAAGUUUAAACGUCUGCAGUCGCGGAAGUUCUUGGACAAGAGCUAUCAGUGAGUGGAUUUUGCAAAGGCUCACUUUUCUUACAACAUUGCGCAUUGGAGGUGAUGAUCUUUUGAAUGCACUUAUGGAAAUGAAUGUGCCAUUGCUUCCAAAUUCUCUGGUGUCACUAUACAUAUAUAAUCUUCUUGAUGUAAAAUGCUUGGAUGGAAAGUGGCUGCAGCAUCUCACAUCUCUUGAAAACCUUGAGAUUGCAUACUGUCGAAAACUCGAAUCCUUGCCAGAAGAGGGACUUCCUUCUUCUCUUUCUGUAUUGACCAUCAAGAAGUGUCCUUUACUGGAAGCAAGUUGCAAAAGCAAUGGAGGGAAAGAGUGGCCUAAAAUUUCUCACAUUCCAUGUUUAAUUAUCAACAGACAAGUGAUCAUAUGAGUGACUAGGUGAGGUGAGUCCUUGUUUGUUUUUUGCCAUCAUCAUGUAUUAACUUUCUAAAAAUAUUCAGUUUUCAAUUUCUAAAAUCUGUGUUUAUAAAUUCCUAAGAAGUAUAUGGAAGACAAUUGUAGUCAAUAAUUGUGAUAGAGACAAGUGAUCUUAUUCGUUUUAAUAAAGUUUCUUAAAACACUAUUUUCAUUAGUCUCUUAAAGAAAUAAUGAAAAUAGUGUUUUGACUACUGAACUAUUGUAAACGAAAAUGGUGAGCGAAAUGUUGAAUUUCCAUUCUCUUA